CUUCAUCCCAAUAAAAAAUUUAUGCAACUCAAACUUUUCCAACACAGCAUUUGGAAAACCAUUUAGAAUUUUAUUAAGAAUGUAUAACAUUGUACAGGUAUUCAAAUACUGGUAUGAUACAUAAAUACCUUACUGAAAGGACAACACCUUUAAAUAUAUUGACUGCUUUGUCUGUUAAAUAGACAGGAACUUGUGAAUGUAUCUAUUGUACAGAAUUUCUCAUUCAACAGAAUUCACUGUAUCCACAUCAGCAAAGCAGCGUGAACAUGGGCUUUUGGCAAGGAUGAGGAAGUAGCCUUGUUAUAUAGAACUGGAUGUCAUAAUGAUUUCCUAAAACAAAACAAAACAAAAGAAGACAAACAAAAAAACCCCACACCAAACCCACCAAACCUUAUUUUAUUCAUAACUCUUAAACUUUAUGCUACAUUUAAAUCCAAAGUCCUUUCGUGUAUUUUGACUUAACUGGAAUGUGUAUAUAUGCCCGUGGUGUGUGAAUAUUUCAUGUCUGUUAGAAUUUCUUUUUGUUUAGGAUUUGACAGGAUAGAUAGAUUUUAAAAUAAUUAAAAUCUGCAUUUUAAUUUUGGUUGAUCCUGUAUGUGAAAUUUGAAUAUAAUUAUUGUAUGUGAUACCAAUUACUUUGUUUAACAUCACAUUAAGAUACAUGGCAGAAAGAGUCCUGGAUAAGGAGUCAGAAGCCCUAGGUUAUAGGCCAAGGUUUGCAUCUAAGUAGCCAUGUGAUCAAAAACAAGUCCCUUAACCACUGUUGGCCGCAGCUUCUACAUCUUUAAAAGGGGUUGGAUUAGCUGAUCUUUUAAAUCUCUUCCUGCUCUAAUGUUCUUUGAAUCUUAAAUAAAGGCCUCUUGAAUUCAUUAUGAUUUUAUGAGAUGAAAUACAAACUGUUACUUCAUUUUGGAACCAAGGAUCCUAACAUUUAAAAAAAAUUUACAACUCCCUGAAUCAGUAACAUCCUGUUUUCUUAAUCUUAAAACAUAUUAGCCUGUAGAGUUUAAACAAUAUCUAAUCUGAGACCAGUCUUGAAUUUUACAGUUUUGAGAAAUGAAAAUUAACUUUCAUGCCUUUUUCUCAGCUUCUGGAAAAUAAAAUAUUCCUAAUGAUGUUUACUGCACUUUUUUGAUGCCCCAAAUUGGUGAAGAUAGAACACGAAAUAGACAAGUAAGGAAGCUAUCAGAACUUUACCAUAAACUUUUAAAAGACUUCAGGUCAGGGAAUAUGGGAGAUGAGUAAGACCACGGUGGCCCUUCCUCCUUGGAAAUUGUUCAUCUUUUUAAUAAAAUGCAAGUGAUGAAGUCAAAAAUAUGAGUUCUUCCAGAUCCUAUUUAAUAAACCUUAAACUUACUAAAAACAAACUAAGAUGAGAAAUAAAUUCUAAACACAAACGUUCCACAUUGGGGUGGCAGGAAACCCCUCAAUUUUAUUGAUCUGUUAAUAAAGUAAAUUUGCCUAUUUAAAAAUAUGGAGAUGAUAAGGAAAAAAAAGUAUUUUAUUUCUACUAGAAACAAAACUUAAAUCCCCCCCAACACCAUUUCUGCAGAAGCUGGUGGGUUUCUUCCUCCUGCCGUUUCUAAGAACAAUUCCAAGAAAAGAAAUCCUUUGAGACAUCAGCCUCUGAUGAGCUCAGAAACAUCCGUGAUCUCAUUCUGCAAUAAGGGAUGAUUGACCAGCUAUUAGAUCAAGUAGCAAAUCAGGAACACAAAUCUGAAGAAAUUAUUAGAUAUCGAUUUCUUAUAGGAAACUAACUGUUCAAGCACAUAAAAACAAAUCCCUCUCCCCUUGCUUUUUGGGAAGGAGACUGGAGAUGAACAUGCAAAAGUGUAAAUUUCUAGUGGGGCAUAUAUGGGGGAAGAGUACCCAUUUAGCAAUGGGAAAUCACAACUUUCACUGCAGUUUCCCUGUGAGAUGUCAACAAUAGGGAUUCUGACUUUGAAAAUCCCCAUUUUCCAAUUAAAUGAUUGGAAAGUCCAAGUGUCAGACUAGUUACAAGCUGCUGUUAGUCAGCUUCAUGACCCAGAGCCUGCUUGACCCCACGGAUCCUGUGUCUCAGCUCAGCAAGAGCUCUUUUUGAAUCUCCUGGGUGUUACUGUGAAAAUAUCACAGUUUAAUCCCUCUUUACUGCGGUUUAAUUAGGAUCUCCUUCAAACUGAAAGUUGAUCUCUCGCGGACCCUUUCCCAGCGGAACUGGUGAAACAACGCUGCCCCAAGUCCUGGGCUUGGGGUCACAAGCUAGCGUGGAGAACAAAGUUUCGACUCCUGUAUUAAUUAGGUCUUCAGGGACACUUAACCCUCCUCUUCACUCCGCCUUCUCCCACUCUGCACCCCCGCCCCUCAUGCCACGCGCAGCUUUGUUCUGUUCCUGAUACACUUCUAUACGAAAUGGUCAUCCUUGUGAUUUCCAGUUAGGUCAUUCAGAGUCGAAAGUUUCAGCUCUCCAAAUCUCGGUUCUUUGAUUUACAAUCCAAAAUUGUAAGGCCAGCAGGAGGAGCGAGAGGGGCGAGGACAAGCGGGUUGGUGUGGAAGGAAAGGAUUGUGUCUGCGCUCUAUUCCUGUAUCUAUGAGCUACGGUAAUAUUAUGUUGAGAACUGGGCACGGAUGGCCGGGCAUGUCCAAUUAUACCAGUGACUAAACGUAUUUACUUGCCUGGCCUGCUGCUCUAAUCCCGUCGGGUCUGAUUUAAUCCCUCACCCGGAGCAGGGGUAAAAGAUCACCCAGUAUCCCCCACCCCAGGAGCCAGUUGUCCCCAGCCCUUGUGUACGUGUGUGAGUGUUUUCGGGCGUGUGUACCUUCUGAACGUGGACCACCUGCAGGUGAAAACUCUAGGAACUGGGCUGAGAGGGGCUAGGGUCCGACGGAGAGGAGAGCCCUCCACUUCCAUAUCCCAUUUAAUUCCACCGCGUCUGCAUAUCUGUCGUUGCUUUUUGCCUCGGCCUGUCAGAGUUCGAAGACACGUCUGAUUGGGAGAUAGGGGCAGCCGGGGGACACAGCAGCUCCUUUGAUUCAGGUGAUGGUGCGGCGCCACAGCUGUCCUUGGUGGGCAGUCUGGGACUCCCUCCUAAAGGUUGCAUUUCUAAAACGUUUUUCUGCUCCAGCAGCCCCCCAACCCCUCGAAACUGGACGGCUCCAAGUUCGGUGGAUUCCACCUUCUUAUCUCCUGUGGGCAGUCUGAGCUACGGGAAGCCUUUCCUAGCCGGGCAUGGAUCACCUGUGCUAGGAGAGGGGGAGGGUGGCCACUUUCAGACAUAUGAAAGAUGAAAGCGAUCCGGACUUUGAAGGACGCUUGCCAAUUCCAGUAAUCGAUAGUGGGGGCUGCUACUCGGGUGACUUGAGUCUGAGCUGGUUUGUUUGCGCGGGAUGCGUUUGGGGGUGUGGGACUUGUUCUUAGUUUACCCUUUCUCCCAGCCUCCUCCCCUUUGCAUGAUGAACCAUGAGUUACUUUCUGUCCUACUGCAAAGCUCACGGAGGCGCCAUCCUCACCCACUACCAGGCCCUGCGCGACGAGGGCUUCCUGUGCGACGUGAAGCUGGAGGCUGACGGCAGCGAGUUCCCUGCGCACAGGUCGCUCCUGGCGUGCUCCAGCGACUACUUUAAAGCUCUAUUCAAGAGCUACACGCAGGAGUCUCGGGCCCCAGUCAUUCACCUGCAGGUGCCAUCGGCCACCGGCCUUCAGCGCCUCCUGGACUUUAUCUACACUGCCUGGCUGCCCCUGUCUAUGGACACGCUGGAAGACACGCUGGAAGCCGCCAGCUACCUGCAGGUGAGCGAGGCCGUGGGCUUGUGCAGCCGCUACUUGGUGCGUCACCUGGGCCUGGAGAACUGUUGCUUCGUGGCCAACCUCGCCACCCGCUUUGGCCUGGCCGACGCGCAGUCAGCGGCCGAAAGCUUCAUCCGGCGCCACAUGAGAGAGCUGAUGGACAGGGGCCCCGAGGCGGCGGGGCUUCUGGAGCUCAACCCGGGUUCGCUUAAGGUGGUGCUGGCCUCCCCAGAUGUGCCGUACGUGGCCGAGGCCCGGUUACUGAGCCUGGCCCUGGGCUGGUUGUUGCGGGAUCCAGAGGCCGAACGCCUUCCGCACUGCUCCAGUCUUCUGGAACGCAUCCGCUUCGGCCUGGUGCCCCCCGAGGUGCUUCGUCGGGUGUAUUCGGGCUCGGGCCUCAGCCUUCCCACCCGAGUGAAGGGCCUAAUAAUUCAGGCUAUCAGCUACCACACAGCCACCUCCCGCCAGCCCCUAAUGCAGAGCGAGCAGACGAGCUGCAGGAGCCCCCAAACUCGCAUCUUACUGGUCGGCGGGCGCCGGGCCAAGGAGGCAGUGACUCAAGGUGCUGAAGAUGCUCAAAUCCCUCGAGAAGAGGACAGAGGCGAUGUCGACGAAGCUGCAGGUGAACAAGCUGAACAGGAGGUGCAACCUGAGGAAGUAGAUGAGUGGGAACUGACCCAAGAUGUGGUCUCUUUCGACGUGUACAACCACCGCUGGCGCAGCCUCACCAGACUGCCCACCCCGUUGCAGGGACACUGUGUGUGCACUAUAGGCAACUUCCUUUACGUGCUGGGAGGGGAGAGUCCAGCAGGCAGUCCAGCUUCUGUUUCUCCAACAGUUCCACUGGAGGUCACGGCCCAAGUGCACCGCUAUGACGCGCAGUUCCACGUGUGGGCUCCUAUGCCUGCCAUGCAAAAGGCCCGGGCUCACUUCUGGUGCGGCGCUGUGGGCGACAACCUCUUAGCUGUCGGGGGUGUGGGUGCAGGCGGGGCUGCCCUGGCCUCUGUAGAGAUAUACGACUUGGUCCGAGACCGCUGGACAGCGGCCAAGGAGUUGCCGCAAGCAGUGUAUGGUCACGCCGGGGCGGUAGGGGCCUGUGGCACAGUGUAUAUAUCCGGGGGCAAGCUCGGAGGGCUGCCGGAGGAUGGAGGCUUGGAACGGGGUGGCAGCAUCCGGGAUGUGUACUCCCUCAGCCCACAGGAGAGGGUGUGGAGUAAAAGGGCACCGAUGAGCAUCGCCCGCUUUGGACACCACAUGGCUACGCUGCGCGGCGCGGUGUUUGCUUUUCUGGGGCGCUAUGAGCUCUUUUCAGAGAUUGAGCGCUACGAUCCCGGGGCAGAUCAGUGGACUCGUUUGCGGCCCCUGCUCUAUGACCGCUUCUGCUAUGGGCUAGCCGUGGUAGAAGAGACUGCUCUUCUGCUAGGUGGGUUAAAGUGGCAAGAUUCCAGACAAGUGCCCACUCGCAACGUGGUAGGCUACGAUUUGGACCUCGACUGCUGGGAGGACAUUGGUUGCGACAUGCCCCAGGCUUGGAGCGGCCUGAAGUGCGCGGUGUUGCAAUUAUCAGAAGAGGAAGAGGAAAGGGUGGAAAAGAUAAAGAAAGUGGAAACAGUCUGAGAUGCAUUAAAUCAUGCUCCUCUCAUUUCAGGACGCAGUUAUAAUGACUCAGUUAUGAAAAUGGAUGUUCCUGACUAGUACACUGUCCCCAAAAUGAUAUUCUUUCUCUUCCAACGUAUCUUUAAACCCUAUGAGAUUGCAGGGACAAGCACACAGAACGAAGUACUAAAUUGAAGACAAUUUGGCAGAAUGGGAGUAAAGGAGAAGACAGAGAAGAAGAAAGAUAUGGUUUAGCUCCAGCAGUCUGAUUUCUUGGAGGAAUAUAACUGGGUUAGGUAGUUACCUUCUUUUAUUUUUUUUUAAACCUAUCACAUAAAAUUGAGUUUUACCAGGCAUUAAAUGGAAAUCAUCUUUGUGCCAAAGCCAAAGAAACAAAAUAAAAAGCGAAGUCACUCAAGUGUUGGAAAAUGUUAACAAUAAUGGACUCUAGAGGAUGGUAUUAUUCUAGUAAAUAGUUGAGUGAGACAGUCCUCACUAAAUAGUAUAAAAUUGCUGGAAGGAGAACUGUGAUUUUCCAUAUCAUAGCUAUAAUUGUUGUUAUACCCUAUUUAAUUCUUAGGCAAAUAUUGAACUGAGAGACAAAAUCUUUGGGAAAGUAACUUUUAUGGCAUGGCUGUUGGGUAAGGUUUUUGUUUUUAAAAUUUUCUGGCAUGGUUUUGGAUAGAAUUUAGUAUCACUGAAGUAUGAAUAACUAGUGUUCACAAUGAAGAGAGUUAAGAUGGGGGGGUCUGACACUAAAUAAAAUAUUUUCUGCAUCCAUUUUCUUUAAGUGAAAGCUCUCCAGAUAUGCCCCAUGUUCUUUUCUUGUAAAAAAAAAAAAAAAAAGGACUUAUUUUCCCUUCUUUAACACCUCCUCCCCUCAUCCUGGGGAGAAGGGAGUUACAUGAUGGAAUACAUAGAAAGGUGAAGGUUUAUUUUUGUGCAAAAUGAACUGGGAAAUCCAGUUUUUAAAGGUCUCAGAAAGAAUGUUUGUUUAAACUUAACAGGCUUAGGCCACCCACAGCAUAACAUUUAGAACACUUAAUAUAGCAGGAUGACUACAUGACUAAGUUACAAGGGUAUGAAAUGCGUAAAAGUUUUAUAUUAAUAAAUUAAGUGCUUUAUAAGUAUUCCUUUGAAAGCUGCAUUUGUUCUGACUUUUCUCUACAGUUCUUUCUCUUCCCUUAUAGGCUCCCUGUUAAUACAGCAUCUGCAGUAGGUGCUUAAUAAGUGUUUGUAGAAAUGAAUAGUCAGACCAGCACUUGAAAUACUGUUCAAGAAGGCAUCACAAUGAAUGGUGUAAAUGCACACUUUCAUGCCAGGCUAUCCAUGAGUGUUUUAAAUGUAUAAAGGAUUAAUUUAU
Molecule: messenger RNA, 6725 nt
Organism: Vombatus ursinus (common wombat)
Lineage: Eukaryota; Metazoa; Chordata; Mammalia; Diprotodontia; Vombatidae
Gene: KLHL34
Product: kelch like family member 34
Exons: 1
Coding region: 3440-5383 (647 amino acids)
Molecular function (GO): protein binding
Source: RefSeq, a predicted model, not a curated record